CAAGACAGUGCGGAAGAGGAAUGACGCUAGGAGUAAAAUUCUUCGCACAGUGACUAAAAAAUAACUGAGCACCGUAACUGUUUAGUAGAAAGUCGUCUGCUUCUGAAAGAAUUGUUUGUUUACAAGCAGUGGUGCGAUCAUGAAGUUCUACAAUUGUGGCUGUAAUUUCACUCAUAAUAUAUAUAUAAAAGAAUACAAAUAUCAUUUUAAAUACUUUGAUAACAAGAAGUUUUUCAUGGAUUAUGGCAACAUUUUGCCUAACUUAGGUUGUGAUUCUGAGUCAAAAAAAGAAAUAUUACUGAAAAACAUUACAGAUGAAAUUAAAAGAAGAAAGGGAAAAGAAAAAAACGAUGUCGAUCGAAGAAAUUACCUAAAAAGGAAUUAUCGACCAUUAGAUGAAAUUGUGUACUCGAUAAAGGAAGAUUAUUUUCAUCCAACUUUCGCCAAACUUGUUGAAUUAACGAAUCAGCCAGAUUCUCAACAAAUUUUUCACUUAUUAGAUGUUAUUUCCAAAGAAAAACAAAUUUAUGGUUUUCCAAUAUUUAAUGAAAACUUUUGCCAAAGGAUCAUUAAAGAGUUAGAAUAUUACAAUGAAUCAAAUAUGCCAAAAGAACAACCCAACACAAUGAAUAAAAAUGGGGUUUUAUUAGAUGAUAUUGGAUUCCAUGAUGGAUUUUCUUUGGUACUAAGAAAAGACUAUCUUGAUCCACUUGUGAAAGUUUUAUUCCCGGAAUGGAGAGGCCAGAAGUUGGAUUCUCAUAAAUUUUUUUCUGUUCAGUAUAAAAGUGAUCAAAAUACAGAUCUAGGAUUUCAUUAUGAUAAUAGUGAAGUUACUUUAAAUGUAUGUUUGGGAAAAACUUUUGAAGGAAGUGAAUUAUAUUUUGGUGAUAUGAAUUCUGAACCUAUAUCUGAAUCUACCUGUAUUCUAAUAGAGCCAAAAGUAGGUUAUGGCCUUUUACAUAGAGGAUGCCAAUUACAUGGUGUUUUGAACAUUAAAUCUGGAGAAAGAUGUAGCUUAAUUAUGUGGAUGCGAAGUUCAACAGUUAGAAAUCAAUUAUGUCCAAUGUGCAAUCUAAAACCUUCAGGUUUAAGCCAAUCCUCACAUUAUGGUGAUGGAUUCACAUUAAAUGAUACAGUGGAAGAAGCUUGCUACAUAACAUGACUUUUGUUAUGAUUGUUAACAUUUUUCCUAAAGAAUUUUUUUUUCAAAAAUCAAAUAUUAAUUCAAUAUUCUUCAUGUUGCAUGGUUUAAUUACUAUCACAAUGUGGCCACAUGACAUCAUGUUCAUGUGCUAAUAAAACAUUUUCUUUAUUA
Parasteatoda tepidariorum (common house spider) is the source of this 1315-nucleotide messenger RNA. Its product is annotated as 2-oxoglutarate and iron-dependent oxygenase domain-containing protein 2. The record is from RefSeq and is a predicted model, not a curated record. Gene Ontology annotation, molecular function: L-ascorbic acid binding; iron ion binding; oxidoreductase activity, acting on paired donors, with incorporation or reduction of molecular oxygen. Lineage: Eukaryota; Metazoa; Arthropoda; Arachnida; Araneae; Theridiidae.